Messenger RNA from Ochotona curzoniae (black-lipped pika), 6057 nucleotides. It is a transcript of the gene TRPM6, whose product is annotated as transient receptor potential cation channel subfamily M member 6. Gene Ontology annotation, biological process: monoatomic cation transmembrane transport; protein phosphorylation; protein tetramerization. The record is from RefSeq and is a predicted model, not a curated record. Gene Ontology annotation, molecular function: ATP binding; monoatomic cation channel activity; protein serine/threonine kinase activity. Lineage: Eukaryota; Metazoa; Chordata; Mammalia; Lagomorpha; Ochotonidae. The transcript has 39 exons. Gene Ontology annotation, cellular component: apical plasma membrane.
AUGACAUUUUCUGUUCAGCCUCAGAAAUCCUGGAUCGAAGCAGUAUUUGAGAAGAGAGAGUGUAAUAAAAUCAUACCCAGUUCAAAAGACCCACACAGGUGUACUUCAGGAUGCCAGGUGUGUCAGAAUUUAAUCAGAUGCUACUGUGGCCGACUGGUUGGAGACCAUCAAGGAAUAGAUGAUGCGUGGACCCUCUCAGCUGCCGACGGUAACGACGAUGAAGCGUGGUCUGUUGAGAAACACACAACGAAAAGCUCUACAGACACCUUUGGCACCAUUAACUUCCAAGAUGGAGAUCACAUCUACCACUCCAAGUAUAUUCGAACUUCUUAUGAUACCAAAUUGGAUCAUCUGUUACAUUUAAUGUUGAAAGAGUGGAAGAUGGAACUGCCAAAGCUGGUGAUCUCCAUCCAUGGGGGCAUCCAGAGCUUUAAGAUGCCCCCCAAGAUUAAAGAGAUCUUCAGCCAAGGGUUGGUCAAAGCUGCAGAGACCACGGGGGCAUGGAUAAUAACGGAAGGCAUCAAUACUGGUGUGUCCAAGCACAUCGGCGAGGCUCUGAAAGCCCAUUCCUCCAAGUCCUUGAGAAAGAUCUGCACUGUUGGAAUCCCUCCCUGGGGCGUCAUUGAGAACCAGAAAGAUCUCAUUGGAAAAGACGUGGUGUGCCUCUAUCAAACCCUGGGCAACCCUCUCAGCAAGCUCACCACCCUCAACAGCAUGCACUCGCACUUCAUUCUGGCUGAUGACGGCACCGUGGGCAAGUACGGCAAUGAGAUGAAGCUCCGGAGGAAUCUGGAGAAAUACCUCUCCCUGCAGAAAAUCCACAGCUGCUCCCGACAAGGCGUGCCUGUGGUGGGACUCGUGGUGGAAGGAGGUCCCAAUGUCAUCCUGGCCGUGUGGGAGACCGUCAAAGACCGCGACCCGGUGGUGGUGUGUGAAGGCACGGGCAGGGCGGCGGAUAUCCUGGCCUUCACCCACAAGCACCUGGACGAAGGGGUCCUGCGUCCUCAAGACAAAGAGGAGAUUAUCUGUAUGAUCCAGAGCACUUUCAACUUCAGCCUUAAGCAGUCCAGGCACCUGUUCCAAAUCCUCAUGCGGUGUAUGAAGCACAGGGACAUUAUUACCAUAUUUGAUGCUGACUCGGAGGAGCAGCAGGACCUGGAUUUAGUCAUCUUAACAGCUCUGCUGAAGCGAACCAAUCUAUCACCCUCAGAACAAUUAAAUCUGGCAAUAACCUGGGACAGAACUGACAUUGCCAAGACACAUAUCCUAAUUUAUGGACAACAUUGGAAGUGUGGCGUGCUGGAACAGGCCAUGUUAGAUGCGUUAGUGAUGGAUCGGGUUGACUUUGUGAAGCUCCUAAUAGAGUAUGGAGUGAACCUCCACCGAUUUCUCACCAUCCCCCGGCUGGAAGAGCUCUACAACACAAAACAGGGGCCUACCAACAUGCUUCUGCAUCACCUUGUCCAGGAUGUAAAACAGCAUACCCUCCUCUCAGGCUACAAAAUCACGCUGAUCGAUGUUGGAUUGGUGAUAGAGCACCUCAUUGGGGGAGGAUAUCGCAGCAGCUACACUAGGAAAUCCUUCCGAGUCCUCUACAACACUCUCUACAGGACGUAUAAGGUAGUACGCCACUCGGAAAACAGAAAUGAGUCUGCAGAGAACACGCUGCACUCGCAGUUCAUUAGAACCGCCCAACCUUACAAGGAGAAGUCUAUAGUCCUUUAUAAAUCAAGGAAAAAGUCGAAAGAAGGACAAUAUCUGGAUGACCCUGAGUCUACCAACUUCACUUACCCUUACAACGACCUGCUGGUGUGGGCUGUGCUCAUGAAAAGGCAGAAGAUGGCCAUGUUCUUCUGGCAGCAUGGCGAAGAGGCCACGGUGAAGGCAGUGAUUGCUUGUAUACUCUACCGAGCGAUGGCCCACGAAGCUAAGGAGAGCAACAUGGUGGACGACACUUCCGAAGAGCUGAAAAGUUACUCAAAGCAGUUUAGCCAGCUGGCCCUGGAUAUCCUGGAGAAGGCAUUCAAGCAGAAUGAACGAAUGGCCAUGAAGCUCUUGACCUGUGAACUCAAGAACUGGAGCAAUUCUACCUGCUUGAAACUGGCUGUGUCUGGAGGACUGCGACCUUUUGUGUCACAUUCCUGUACCCAAAUGUUGCUGACAGACUUGUGGGUGGGGCGCCUGAAAAUGAGGAAAAACUCCUGGUUAAAGAUCAUCAUCAGCAUCAUUUUGCCGCCCACCAUUUUGACGUUGGAAUUUAAGAGCAAAGCCGAGAUGUCCCACGUCCCGCAGUCCCAGGACUUCCAGUUCACGUGGUAUAAUGGUGACCAGACCCUCAGCACUGCCAAAGAAAAUGCUUGCACGAAUGAUUAUGAUUUGGAAAGAGGCCCUGUUGAGAAGCCUGAUGAAAAUCAGCACGUGGACGGGAAGCGUCAGGGCAAGCGCCCCCCAUGGGUCAGGAAGGUGUAUGACUUCUACAGCGCGCCCAUUGUCAAGUUCUGGGCUUACACGAUGGCGUAUUUGGCGUUCCUCAUGCUGUUCACUUACACUGUGUUGGUGGAGAUGCAGCCGCAGCCCAGCGUGCAAGAGUGGUUUGUCAUCAUUUACAUCUUCGCCAACGCGCUGGAGAAGGCCAGGGAGAUCUGCAUUUCAGAACCCGAGAAGUUUACUCAAAAGGUGAAGAUAUGGAUUAAUGAGUAUUGGAACCUAAUGGAAGCUGUGGCAAUUUGCGUGUUUUUGGUUGGAUUUAGUCUCCGGUGGGGCAAGCCUCCUUUCCACACGGCAGGAAGACUGCUCUACUGCGUAGACACCAUCUUCUGGUACUCAAAGCUCCUGGACUUCCUUGCAGUGAAUCAACACGCAGGUCCAUAUGUGACCAUGAUUGCAAAAAUGGCAGCAAACAUGUUCUACAUCGUGAUCAUCAUGGCCAUAGUCCUGCUUAGCUUUGGGGUGGCACGCAAGGCCAUCCUUUCCCCAAAGGAGCCUCCGUCAUGGAGCCUCGCUCGAGAUAUCGUGUUUGAGCCAUACUGGAUGAUGUACGGAGAAGUGUAUGCCUCCGAAAUCGAUGUUUGUGAAAGUGAUCCAUCUUGCCCUCCGGGCUCUUUUCUUACUCCAUUCAUGCAAGCUGUCUAUCUCUUUGUGCAAUAUAUCAUCAUGGUUAACCUGUUGAUUGCUAUCUUCAACAAUGUUUACGUUGAAAUGAAGUCCAUUUCAAAUAAACUGUGGAAGUACAAUCGUUAUCGCUACAUCAUGACCUACCACGAGAAGCCGUGGCUGCCUCCUCCCUUCAUCGUGCUGUGCCACGCGAGCUUUCUGCUCCGCCGCCUUUGCUGCCGGCGCGCUCCCAACGACCAAGAAGAGGGAAAUGUCGGAUUAAAGCUCUACCUGAGUAAGGAAGAUCUGAAAAGACUUCACGACUUUGAAGAGCAGUGUGUGGAGACGUACUUCCAUGAGAAGAUGGAAGAGCUGAACUGCAGCUUUGAGGAGCGUAUCCGAGUGGCAUCAGAAAGGGUUACAGAAAUGUACUUUCACCUGAAAGAAAUGAAUGACAAGGUGUCUUUCAUAAAGGACUCCUUACUGUCUCUGGACAGCCAGGUGGGACAUCUGCAGGACCUCUCUGCUCUGACAGUCGAUGCCCUCAAAAUUCUUUCUGCUGUUGACACUUUGCAAGAGGACAGGGCUCUUCUGGUUAAGAGGGAGCAUUCCGAUCGCAGAAAACUUCCGCACAGCUGGAACAAUGUCAUCUGCACAGAGGUGUUAGGCAGCAUGGGGCUCUCCAGCAGAAAGAAGUUCCAGUAUUACAGCAUGCCCCCUUCUUUGCUACGGAGCCUGGCUAGAAGCCAGCACCAGCCAGGAUCGCAAAGGAGAACUCUUCUUGAGGAUUCAGACAGUCAGAGAGAGACUUCCGGUGUGAGAGAUGAUGAAAAAGAGCCAGCAUCGGAAAAAAGUGUAGCUGCUUCUGGGAUGUCCAUCGGCAGUCACGCACACUCCAAGUAUGGCAAGUUUCUCCUGAUCCCUUCUUAUUUAAAACAAGUUCCUUUUCCUGCCAGGACACUCUUGCCUCUGUCCAGACCCUACAUGGAAACAGGUGCAGGCAGACUGGCAUCUGAACAGACGCAUCAGAGCGAGAUUACUGAUCAUCCACACUGGCAGAGCCCAGUGGCCUCAGAGAAGGCAGCAGUGGCUGAAGCCAAGCAGAGGCAUGGUGCAGUCAGUCAGACACCUGGCACACAAGACAAAGGGAAGCCAGCUCUGCCCAUUCUGGAUUGCACACCUACACCGGGGGCAAUGACCUCCCUCCCUUCUCAAGCCAAGAGCAUGCGCGCUGCUGGUGGAUAUGUCAACUGGGCAUUUUCGGAAGGUGAUGAAACUGAUCUGUUGAGCAUCAAGAAAAAGUGGCAGAGCUGCUUGCCCUCCACGCCUAGCAGUGGUUCCGCACAGGGUUCGCAAAGCCAGAUGCAGAGUCAAAGCAGAUCCCUGUGUGACAGUUCAGCGGCACUGACCCAGACUGGUAACUGCUCGGAGGUGCGGCCAAAUACACCUUUGUGGAUCCGUCCUUUCCACAAAGACAGGUGCUUCUUUAAAAGCCACAGUUUUAGAUUCUGCAAGGAAGAGAAGUUGAUGAAGAUCUGUAGGAUCUUAAACUUGCUUACAUAAACCAUUUACCUUACAGAAAGCUCAAGAUGCACAGGGGCAGCGUGGAUCAAAGCAAACAUGUUGACAAAGAACAUGAGAAUGUCAAGAAGAAAGAAGACGCAGAGGCUGCAAGUGCCGGUUAUAACAGUCAACGCCUGCUGUCCAAGUGACCAGUUGAAUUCAGAGCCAGGAGAAAACAACAAACCAGAGGAGAACUAUGGCAAACAGUGGCCAACAGCGUCCAAACUUCAUCGUACAGGUCUAGAACCUUACAUAUGUCAGAAAAGGAAAAUUGAAGAAACUGAACAACAUGCUGUACAAGUGGGGGAUUAUUUAACACAGUCCCGAGAGGAUCUCAGGGAAGACUCGUGGUGGACUUCCAGGAGCACCAGCCUCAUUAGCAACUCCCUGUCGAGAAGUCCAAAUGGAGUUGACAGGAUCUCAGCCUCGUUGGAAAGCCCUCCAGAGUCUCACCACCAUUAUUCAGCCAUUGAAAGGAACAACUUAAUGAGGCUCUCUCAGAACAUACCCUUUACACCGAUCCAACUGUGUGGGGGAGAAGAAGUCACUGUGUACAGACUGGAAGAGAGUUCCCCUUUGAACCUUGCUAAAAGCGUGUCCUCCUGGUCUGAGCGUGGCAGAGCUGCCGUGAUCCAGGUGCUGUCCCGAGAGGAGAUGGGUGGGGGCCUCCGCAGAGCCAUGCGGGUCAUCAGCACUUUGUCGGAGGACGACGUGCUCAAGCCGGGACAGGUGUUCAUUGUGAAGUCCUUUCUCCCAGAGGUUGUGCAGACGUGGUAUAAAGUCUUCCAGGAGAACACAGUGCUGCAGCUUUGUCUCAGGGAAAUUCAACAACAAAGAGCCGCUCAAAAGCUGAUCUGUACUUUCAACCGAGUGAAACCACGUACCAUACCCUACACGCCAAGGUUCCUGGAAGUUUUCUUAAUCUACUGCCAUUCGGCCAACCAAUGGUUGACUAUUGAGAAGUACAUGACAGGGGAGUUCCGGAAGUACAACAACAACAACGGUGAUGAGAUCACUCCCUGCAACACCCUGGAGGAGCUGAUGUUGGCUUUCUCUCACUGGACCUACGCGUAUACUCGGGGAGAGCUGCUGGUUUUGGAUUUACAAGGUGUUGGAGAAAAUUUGACAGAUCCAUCUGUUAUAAAACCUGAAGACAAACAAUCAAGAGGAAUGGUGUUUGGACCGGCCAAUUUAGGGGAAGAUGCAAUUAGAAACUUCAUUGCAAAACAUCGUUGCAAUUCCUGCUGCCGGAAGCUCAAACUCCAGGAUUUAAAGAGAAGCGACUAUUCCCCUGGAAAGGUAAAUCCUAGCUUAGGACUUGAUACCAACAGAGAGCCACCUGAGGAGUCUGCAGAGAAGGACAAGAAUGGACAUGCCCAGGAAUACCAUACUCGACUGUGA